Messenger RNA from Styela clava, 3258 nucleotides. The record is from RefSeq and is a predicted model, not a curated record. Lineage: Eukaryota; Metazoa; Chordata; Ascidiacea; Stolidobranchia; Styelidae.
AUGGUGCUCCUGUACUCCGGUGCUGUUAUUCAAUGGAAAUUUACUGGGAAAGGAUAUGAUCACACAGACGUUAUAAUUUUGAGAGGACAAAGAAAGAGAGUUCGAACACAUUUGGUACGACAGCGUCGACGCAAUCAUUCACCUACUGAUACACUUACCUCUGUUGCUUCUGAGCCGCCAAGAUCGAGACCAAACAGUGCAAGAGCAGUAUCCCGUGAUAGAGAUCCUCAACAACAGGUUUCAAGACAUUCAAGUCAGCAAGAGAGAGGACGGGCAAGAGGUGCACAGCGUCAACAAGCUGCGGGUGCUGCUACCAACUUCGAUACUUUACCUCCGAGUUACGAUGAUGUGCAGCGCGGAGCUGGGAAGCCUGUUUCUGAAAAUGAACAAAGCCGCAUUGUAAGAACUAAACAUGGGUCUUUCAUCGCCCCCGCUGGGCAACGGCGCGCUAAUAUUCCAAACACAACGAACACAAAUGAAAACGUUGGAAAUAGACCAGCUAAUCCCCUCCGAGACCAAAUUAUUCGUAAUGCGGAAGCAGGUGUUGGAUAUACUGAUUCCUCUGAUCCAGGACCUUCCAAUCCUCCUAGAAACUCCGAACGUGGUCGUAAUAACACUCCGAGGUCUAGCAGUGCUGGAAGGAAUCAAGAACGCUCUCGACAACAAAAUAAUCAAAGUCCUAAUCGUUCACGACAAAACUCUAGUCGAGGACGUGGCGGUGCACAGCGUAGUUCAUCGAGAGGUUCUCGCUCAUCCCCAGCUCAGUCAAGAUCACGACGAGGGAACGGAGCGAGAGGUGGUUCAUCUCGGGGUCGAAGUUCAAAUUCAGGUUCAUUAGAUGAUAGACAAUCUUUACUUACAUCAGAAACGACACCGAAUGCUGGUGCGGUUUCCUCGCGCGGCAGACGACCUCGUGCAAAUGAAGCCAUGGCUGCUCAUGCAAGAAGGGUUCAAGCUGCUCAAGAAAGACGAAGACAAAAUACGUGAUACGGUUCUUCAGAUUUAAUUUUAUCAAACAGAAUGCAAUUGUGAUCACACUAGAUACUACCAAUACGAAUAGAUUGUUGGCUAACUAGCUAAUCAAAAUGAUUUUGAGAAAAAAUUGUAGAUUUUUGCGAGUUCGAAAAGUUGAGCCGAAAACCUAAUUUCUAUGUAUCUGUUUACUUAUACUUGAUUUUUUGUCAUUUUUCAAACUGUACUCUGUUACACAUAGCGGACAUCUUCAGGAACAACGUUCUGAAAUUCUACAAUUCAGUUCUACACACUCUGACUGAUGUAUCAGUCAAAAUUCUAAACUUGAAUUCGAGACAUUUACUUUUUUAUUUAACCAAAAGUCAAAAAUAAAAAAAUUCUCCAGCAGUUUUUGCCAAUGAUUUUUUUUAAUGUUUGUUGAUUUAUUCAUUUGUUGAUGUCUGAUUUUGAAACGUUGACGUUGUUUAUUUACACAACUUCACUGAGAUUAAUACAGCUGAAAACUUGAUGCAUUUAUGUGAAUGAAAUAUUGCUCAUUUUGUGAGAAAAUACGAUAACUUAUAUAUGACACCUGUACAGGGUAGUAUAGAAUAGAAUAAGCGUAGUAUAGAAAAUUCAAUGAAACUUCAGCAAAACAAUUAUGUCAACAGCAAACGUUCAUUUGAUUGUGCAGUUGAUAGUUGCAAAAAGGAUUCAAUUUUUUCAUGUAACAUGUUUCAUCUACUUUAUAUAGGCCCCUACUGAUCAAUAUUUCGGAGAUGAAUUGCGCAGUUAAAUUUGCAAAAAUUCUUUGAUUAUUUUUGUAUUGUAUUGAUGUAUUAUUGUAUUGAUCACGUUACAAAGAGUGACUUGUGUCCAACUUUCAAUAUCAAGCAAUCUUUAUCAAUGUACAAAUCAGAUAAUACUUUUAUCCGGGACUGUUGAAUCUUGGGAAAUUUACAAUGUACUCAAACUCCGGGUUGAAACUCUGACUCGACUCGUCAUGAAAACCGACUCCAGUUUCGAAAUCACAGAAAAAGAAAACCGUUUAUGACUCUUGUUUAAUAUACUGAUAAAAACAGCUAGUAAACCUUCAGCUUCAUAUACCACCAAGUUGCACUUUUCCAUCAUUUAUCAAAUAUCGAGUCUAAUGAUGAGGCAUUUUUAUUAUAAUCUUAGUAUAAUGGUAUUCCAAAAGUUAGCCAUUAAAACUUUUCUUCAUUUCUUACUAUUUGACUUAUAAGCUUAAAGCUUUGACGCUUGAUGUAUUUUCUCGUCUUUAGCUGCCAUAUAUUUCCUGUGAUUGCAAUGGUGUACCCUUUAUUUUGUUUUUCAUUUUUUAAGAUUUUUUAUUUAAAUUUUGCUUGAAUGUUUGCCAAGAAUAUUGUCAUCCAUGUUUCUGUUUGAACCACCGGCAGCAAAAUCUAUUAUAUUUUAAUUCCCGUUUCCAAUUUUUUUUCAACCUCAUAGAAAGAAAACAUGAGAAAAUGAGUAUGUAUGUUCAAUCUAUUGUUAAAAAUUUAACAAUGAAAUCAUACAGAAACAAAAUUCGACAAAGAUGUAAAUUCAAACUGUUUUCAUACAAUAUAAUUACACAUUUUUGAAAAUUUCCUUUAUUACUACUUCUGACCAAAAAUGGCUGUGAUAUCACAGUCAUCAUGUUAACCCUCAUAAGUGUUGUCAACCAUCUUCUACAUUUCAUGGUAACAUUCCUGAUCAAUUCAAACGUGGUCCGUGGUUGUAAACUGCUUUUUUUUGUUAAUGCUUAAAACAUUGUUCAAUUUAAAAACAGUGUUCACUGAAUAACACAAAAACCUAGAACGAGGUCUUAAAAUGUCUCAACUCGGGCAUUUUGUAUCAGUCAUGCUUUCCACAUAUCUGGGAAUUUAUUUUUUUGAAGAUUUUAUGUGCCAUACAGAUAUCCUAGUUGGAAACUUGUGAGAACUGAUCAACUGCAGUUUUGCAAAUUGUAUGAAAUGUUCAAGAAUAAUAGACAGUUAAUGGUGCUGGGAUCAAUGUCGGACUUGUAUUACAGAUAAAAGUAUCACUUUGAUUUUUGAAUCGAUAUUUGAAAUUUUUGCUCGAAUGAUGCUUUUUUAGAUUAGUCAAAUAUUAAGUGCAUAUUGUACACACGACUUGUGAUUUUUCGGCAUCCCUAAAGGUAAUGUUCUUGUACGAACUUUUGUGUUUAUCAUGCUAUCUUCUUGUAACAAAACUGUGAAUUUUACACUUUUUGAAAACUACGUUUUAGAAUGAUCCUCUAAAAUGCUUCUUAUUAGACAAAUACAAAGAUUACAUUGUAUUGUG